AUGGAACAUAUGAAGGUUGAAGACAAGGACAGUGGAAAGGAAAAGUCAAGAGGAGUGAGGAUGUCUGAGGUGAUGAAGGUCGAAGCAGAUGAACCCGGAGGACUCAGGUUGGAGCCCCCCAUACCUGCAGCAUCCACAUCAGAACUGGAGCAGACCGAAGACAACGAGGAUCUCAUGAUUUCAGAUGUUCACAUGAUGAAAACUAAAGAAGAGGUUCCCCAUGACUGGAGCUCUAGUUUGGACCAGCAGAACUCAAACACCCGCCACAUAAAGGAGGAAGAGGAGGAACUAAGGAUCUGUCUGAAGGAAGAGCAGCUUACAGUGAAAAGUGAAGAUGAAGAGAAACAAGUCAAUGAGCAGAUCAAAACUGAUGAAGAAACUAAGAUAGAUGGUGCAACCAGGAGCACAGCAGAGAAGAGAAAAUCAGACCUUAAUGGAGAACACUGUGGAGAACCAGAACCAGACAAGAACCCAAAUCCAGCAUGCUUUUCUCAACAAAGUGAGAUGACAGUUCACAAAACGGGCCAAAGUUCUCAAUUGUGCUCUAAACCUGCUGUUCAGAGUGGAGUCCAAUCAGGAGAAAAGCCAUUUAGUUGCAGUAUUUGUGGCAAAAGUUUCAAAAAUAAGAAAUGUGUUAGAUUGCACAUGAUGGUUCAUGUACAAACCAGGAACCAUAGAUGUGACCUUUGUGGAAAAUGUUUUAAGAAAAACAGUUGCCUUCAGGAACACAUUAGGGUCCACACUGGAGAGAAACCAUUUGCCUGUGAUGUUUGUGGUAGAAGGUUCCAUGCAAAAACAAUUCUUAGAGAUCACUUAAAGGUUCAUUCAAGAGAAAAACCUUUUUCCUGUGAUACUUGUGGUGCAAGAUUUAAAAGAAAUGUGUGUCUUACAAAGCACUCGAAGAUCCACGCUGCAGAGAGACCAUUUGUCUGUAGCCUUUGCAGUAAAGAGUUUGUACACGAAAAUAAUUUCACGAGACACAUGCGUGUUCACACAGGAGAGAAACCGUUCAUUUGUGGUUUUUGUAGUAAAGGAUUUCCACUACAAACUCGUCUUAACAGUCACAUGCGCGUUCACACAGGAGAGAGACCCUACAAUUGCAGUGUAUGCAGUAGAGCAUUUUCAUAUCAAGAAACUCUAAAGCGACACAUGUCUGUCCAUACUGGAGAGAAACCAUACACCUGCAGUGUUUGCAGUAGAAGCUUUUCACAUAGUGAUACUCUAAAAACCCACAUGCGUGUUCACACUGGUGAGAAGCCAUUUGUUUGUAGUGUUUGUAGUAGGGGAUUUUCACAACAGAGAUACCUUAAUGGUCACAUGAGUGUUCACUCAACGUAGAGUCUGUUUAAUUUCAGUGUUUGUAGUUGACAAGCAGGUCUGAGAAAUUGAUGAUUGUAUUUUAAAGUCUUGGAAGGAGACACAGAUCAAGCAGCAUCAGAUCCUCUCUGUUGAGUGGAGACUCAACAGAGAGGUUUGUACCAGCAGAUUUUACUAAAAGCUCCUUCAGCUUUUUUCAAAUUUUCAGUUGGAAAGACAGGAAUGAAGUCCUAAUUCCAACUAGGAAAGUUGGAGCUUGCCAGGCAACUCCAUGUUUUCCAUCAGUCGUAUGCCAUUUUAUAGAAUCGAGUGAAAGUUGUUAAAACAGACUGUCACUUAACAAUGUGUGUCUCAUUUAAUCAGCGGUGCUCAGAGCUGCAAAAAUAUUAACAUCUUUUUGUCUGUUUCAGUGUAUAAAAUAUGGAGAGAUAUAUACUAACCACCUUGUACUUUUAGUCGGCACCAAUAGAAAUGGCAAACCUCAGUUUUCCAGCUUGAGACCAGAAUGUUCUGUUAAGGUUAAGGUUUGAGGUCCAAGCUGUGACUUGUGAGGCAACUCAGGUGGAGAUGAGCAGCCUGCUCAGUUGCACUGAACAAUCCAGCUGCAGUUGUGGGAAAAAAACUCAGCUUGUAGUUCCCGAUGGAUCUCGACCUCAAAAAGUUUGUAUUCAGGGUGGGGAAGGAUUUGGCCGAACCCCUAUCCUUUUUUUUUUUUUUUUCUCUUAAUGUCCUGCAGACAUAUGGAUCCUGUAAAGAGAGCAGAUGUUAGUCAGGUACAUUUUCUACAGAUUGAUUGGUGCUUCCUGUCAGACAGGAAGUCUCUGUGAUCCGCCUGCAGAUGGAGUCAGAGAUGUUGUGUUGAAACAAAGCUGGGAUUUUGCUGCUGAAAUGAGAGCUAAAUAAUGUCCUGGUGUAGGUGGCUGGAGAGUUCAGAUGUUGAAGCACAAAGUGACGUGCAAUAUUACCAACAUUGUCUACACACCUGUUGGCUCCAUAGAUGGACUGCACAGCAUAUCAGAAGAUUGUCGUAUCUGUCUUUCUUUCUUUUUUUCCCCCCUGAGUAUAUCUUAGCUUUAUUUGCUACUUAUCUGAUUGCAGUUGUGUUGAUGUUUUUGCACAUAUUAGAAAUGUUAGUGCUGUGAUUCCGUAGUGCAACAGUAUCAUAUGGUUGCGAUAUACAUUUCCAAGAAGAACUACGUUGUUGCAACUUCUACAUAUUUUAGAUCUCUUCCCAAUGAGGCAAAGAACUGGAGUUGUAAAAGUAAAUUUUUUGUUAAUGUAACCUUUUGGCAAAAAUAUGCAUUGACACAAAACAGAGCACGCUAAAACACAGCUGCACUCAUCUGUGGCGGCACUUAAAUUAUCUUACGGGCAUCCUGGUAAGGUAAAUAUCUAAUAGAAGACAUUAAGUAAAUCUAAAAAAAUAUGUUGUAGUAAUUAACUCUAAGAAGGAUUUGUGCAAUAUUUUACAUUUCCACCAGGCAAAUAGCAUUUGAACUUUGUUGUUGCAAAGUAAAGUAGACAGGAUUAGCUGCAAUUGUUAUGCUGCCCGCUAAUAUUUUCUCAAAAGCCCUAAACUAGUUUUUUAAACAUAAACCUAAACUAUACAAAACAGUGUGAGAGAAAGAUCAGGAUUACAAAACUGAUUAAACCUACUGACUGAUACAUUUUUAAUUCUGUAUAACAGUCUACUCCCAGCAAACCCAGUAAGUGCUUUAAGUUCUUGUUUGUGGUAAUUGUUUCUAUAUUCCUGUAAACAGUGUAUUUCUGCACAAAGAUUCAAUUAUCUUAAUACACUCAUGCAUUUUGUAGAACCAGCACUUUUCUCACAACUAUGUACUUUUUCUUUUUGACAUUAAUGUAAUUUUCAACUUUUAAAUUAUAUCUGUGUUCAUUCU
Molecule: messenger RNA, 3215 nt
Organism: Gambusia affinis (western mosquitofish)
Lineage: Eukaryota; Metazoa; Chordata; Actinopteri; Cyprinodontiformes; Poeciliidae
Product: zinc finger protein 664-like
Exons: 2
Coding region: 1-1338 (445 amino acids)
Source: RefSeq, a predicted model, not a curated record